GGUGGGACAGAGGUCAAACCAAGAAUUGGCUAAUGCAGACAAGACAAAACCAAAGUUUGAGGUGGUAGGAUUGUCUAAUAUAUCCCUGACAAGGUGUACAGUGCAACCUCCCCACCCUCUAGGAGUGAAGCUGGCUGUACAAGGUCAGCUCACGGAUACAGGCAGCUGCUGGGAAAACCCUGGAGGGACCCUCAGCAGGGGCUCCUCCCUCCUCUGCUUGGCAGCUGCUUCUAAACUGAGGGUCUCAUUCCUGGCUCCUGUCUGAGCUACAUGCCUGUAGCAGGCCAUGUACCUACUGAUGUGGACCCCCACUCAGGGACUUGACUUCACAGCCAGAAAUUGAAGCUGCUUCAUCCCCAUCAACUUGUCUGGUGGUGUGGACUGAAGGCUGAGCCUGGCUACAGCCCACAACUGCUCUGCUUGCCUUGCUCAGGUACAGUGAGAUGGGGCCAGGGCUGGGGGAAACCUGCUCUGAUGACUCUUAACACAUUUGGUUCCCAGCUUGCUGUCUUUUAGAAAGUAGCUGGUCACCACAGUGCCCUGGUAGUCUUCAUUCAGUUCUUCUGAACCAUUUACAUCUUUGUGGAGAUAUGAGUUUCUUUAAAAUAAUGGCUGGAAAUACAACUACCUUGCUGCUCUAACAUGAGACAGUCUCAGCAAUCCUGACAUCACAGUGGAGGUGCCUUGGUUUUCUCAGGGAAGGCAUGAUUUUCAGCAUCUGCAGCAGCCCCAGUUCUUUGGCUGGCCAAGAUUCUAAACCAGGAUUUCCAAAGUAUGCAGGGCAUGGCCUUUGGGCAGUCCAAAAUACUUAUGGCCAUCCUGGACAGAUACCACAAAUUUCAGAGACAGUCCCUGCCCUUGUUUCACCAUGUACCUGGCAUUGGGCAGCCUUCUCCAGAGACCAGGACAGCUUUCCCCUGGGAACAGGUUCCCCUUCAUGGGGAGACUGGAGCCAUUUAGCCUGAUGAACCGGCCCAGAGGCCUCCAAAAUGGAGAAGAGGAGAAAUAAGGAACUGCUUCUCCUCGAAGCUGAGGCAGAAGAUGGACUUUUCAUGCUGAUGUGGAGCAACAGUUCCAGCCCCAGUUUGAUAUUCCACUGAUGAACUGGCCCCAUGAGCAGGCUGCAGGAGCCGUACUGAGAGCUGUUGAUCGCUAUCGCAGGACAUGCGCUGGUGGGGCUCUUGCCUCGGAUUGGGCAAAACUGGGGAAGUCUUAUGGUUUCUCUUCGUUUAAUGUCUUUGGCUGGGGUAAUGCUGGCAGGGAUGAGGUGUGUGGUGUCUUGCCCACAGAUGAUAAAAGGCAAGUUAACAAGAAACUGUGUGGUUCAGAAACCCUGCUCAUGGGCAUUGGGUGUCUGGAGAGUCCAAGCAACUGUUCCACUUCUCUGAUGGCAUGAAGCCGAAUGCUUCUCCAAUGUGCAAAGCUUCCGGCUCAAUAUUAUUAAGGAACACUGCUCAGUUUUAAUUCUUAGUUUACCCCUGUGGGCCCUAAUUUCUCUUCUAACCUCUUAUUUCUCUCAGAAUAUGGGAUGAGCAAGAAACCCAGAGAACCCGUGGUUUCCCUACACGUAAGCCUUGCGCAUCUCUCCUCCGGGGCCGGUGCCCCACGCCGUGCGUAUUUAUGAAAGCAGGGAUGCCUCCAUCCCUCCCUCCCUCCCUUCCUAACCCCACCUCCCCAGCACGGCUGGAGGCGAAGCGGGGCCGGGGCCUGCGGGGCCGGGCCGGCCCUUCUUUGCGCAGGGGCGGGCGGCAGCCCCAGUCCGCUGGCGGGCACCGGCCCCAGCCCGCCGAGGAGCGGCCCCGCCGCCGCCGGUGCCGGCUUUUUGGCAUCCCUAAUCGCGGCUGGCCCCUGUGAUUGGCUGCGCGGCUCUGACCCCGCUCGGGCUCCCGGCUGGGCGGAUAAAAGGGGCCUGAGCCGGGGGCUCCCAGGCAUUCCCGGAGCGGGCACCAGGGACCGCUGGCCGCAGCAUGACGGGCAAAGCGGGCGCGGCGCUGGCCCCCAGCCUGCCCGGCAAGCCCAAGCCCGACGGCGCGGCCGCCGCCCCCGCCGCCCCGCCACUGCCUCCGCCGCCCCCCGCCGCUGGGGUCAAGUCCAACUCUGGGCCCACCCCUCCCCGCUGCACCGGCUUCGGCAUCCAGGAGAUCCUGGGCUUGAACAAGGAGCCGCCGUCUCACCCUCGGGCCGCCCUGGACUCUCUGCCCGCCGGGCACCUGCUGGCGGCCCGCUCCGUACUCAGUCCCGCCGGGGUGGGCGGCGUGGGCAUGGGGCUGCUGGGUGCCAGCGGCAUUCCCGGCUUUUACACCCAGCCCACCUUCCUAGAGGUGCUCUCCGACCCUCAGAGCGUCCACCUGCAGCCCCUGGCCCGGGCCCCCGGGCAGCUGGACAGCAGCCAGACGGCCAGCUCAGAUUCCGAGGAUGUCUCCUCCAGCGACCGAAAAAUGUCCAAAUCCUCCCUAAAUCAGAGCAAGAAACGAAAGAAGAGGCGGCACAGGACAAUCUUCACAUCCUAUCAACUGGAGGAGCUGGAAAAGGCCUUCAAUGAGGCCCACUAUCCUGACGUAUAUGCUAGAGAGAUGUUGGCCAUGAAAACAGAGUUGCCAGAAGACAGGAUACAGGUUUGGUUCCAGAACCGCCGGGCCAAAUGGCGGAAGAGGGAGAAGUGCUGGGGCAGGAGCAGUGUGAUGGCCGAGUACGGGCUCUACGGUGCCAUGGUGCGUCACUCCAUCCCGCUGCCUGAAUCCAUCCUCAAGUCUGCCAAGGAUGGCAUCAUGGAAUCCUGUGCCCCCUGGCUCCUGGGGAUGCACAAAAAGUCUCUGGAGGCAGCGGCUGAGGCGGGGAGGAAGACAGAGGUGGAGCGCCAGGCCCUGCCCAAGCUUGACAAAGGUGACAAAGAAGAAAGGGGUCCUGAUCCCAAAACCACCAUUUCCCAGGAGGAACUGAGAGAAAACAGCAUUGCUGCCCUCAGGGCCAAAGCUCAGGAGCACAGCACCAAAGUCCUGGGGACCAUUGCCGGGGACACCCCAGCCCCAGGCAGGAAGCCGGAGACAGGGGAGGAGGCGGCAGUGGCAGAGGAUGAGAGACAGACGGAGAAGUUGAACUCAUCGCAGAAGGAGGAGAAGUUGAUCUAGGGGGAACAGAGGUGGCAGAAGCCAGCCCCGACAGACACUGUGUCCUCUGGGGGCCAUGUUCCCCCUUGGACUGCCAGGUGUCCCUGGCCACCCCUGCCAGGGAGAGGGGCCCUGGUCUCUGUGUCUGGGGCUGCCUGGCAGGGGUGCCCACUGCCUGCUCCCCUUGAGCAUACCCCUGCCCCUCGCUUCCUCACCCCCCACCCCUUCCUUCUGGGGGACCGGGAAGUGUCACAUCAUCACUGCCACCAAUGACACUAAGGCUCUGGUCCUUCAGCCUCACGACAGGGGUUUCUCCUUCUGCUGCAGCCCCAAACCCCAUGUGCCGUCCUGAAGCAAGCCUAUUCCCUGCUGCCCUGCCUCUUCUUGGUGCACAUCUCUGCCCAGUGCUGCCCAGGCCCGUUCCCCUUGUACCCUGUCCCACCGUGCCCCAGGCAGACACGCCACCUUCUGCUGGCCAUCACCUCUGCCUGUGGCCCAGGCUGCAGCAGGACAAGCCCAUGGCAGUGCUUGCAUGACAUGAUGACCAUCCAUCUAGGGUGGUUUGCACCUUCCGCCCAUCUCUCCCUGCUCAGCACUAAGGUCUGCUGGGGAGGGACUGCAGUUUAAGAGCAGUUAUGUUUUGCCUCUCUUUGGCAGGGAGAGGCAGGUUUAGCCUACAGGCACGACACCCUGGUCCCACCUGGCACCCUGAGCUGACCUCAGCCCAUUUCACUGGCUCCUGCAGGGCUGGGUCUGACUCUGCCCUAAACACCAAAACCCUACACCCCUGCAGAGGGGAUGAAUGGUGAAUUUAUUUAUUGAAUACAUUAUUCCAGGUGAAACAACACCAUCCACCUAAUGUAUUUAUUGAAUUAAAUUUGUCCAGUGCACCCUCUGAGUGUUAAAGGGAAUGACAGCCAUGCACAUCCACCCUGAUACACCCUAUAACAUGUACACACAUCCCAUAGGAGCACGUGCAGACCCACACAGCCAAACUCCCUCCAUGGCACCAUCACCUUUCCAUUGCAGUAAAACACUAUUCCCCCUCCAAAAGCUGUAGGACAGUGACUUCCAGGUGACCUUUUCUGUCCUGCUUUCAGCUGUGAGCACCCUUUCCCCAGAGCUACUGUUUUUCUUCCAUCAAAGGUUAAGCCUAGUCAUCCAACUCCUGUUUGUCUUUGUCCCCCGAUCGUUUGACGUGUUAGAUGAUAGCCCAUGGAGUGUAAAUAAUGUAUAUACAGUGAGAAAAUAAUUCAGUAUUGAGGUGUUUGAGAUAUGGACCUGUAACAACUUCUAGUCAUCCAGCAUCUGUGAUUUAUGUGCCAUUCUCUGUAAAGAUAUGAAGAAGAAUAAAACUAAACAGGAA
This is a messenger RNA of Taeniopygia guttata (zebra finch), 4473 nucleotides long. The record is from RefSeq and is a predicted model, not a curated record. NCBI's taxonomy places the organism in Eukaryota, Metazoa, Chordata, Aves, Passeriformes, Estrildidae.